AUGCUUCACUCACAAUCAUCGGUCCACCCACACGAUCUCCCCAACCUCCCCACCCCCACUCCCUCUCCCUCUCCCAACAGCCAGGGCUCUCGUGCUCUCCUCCUCAUCGCGCCACCGGGGGAGGCUCUGGACUUGAUUCUCCUCAUGUUUUCAACAUUUCCUCUCUCCGCCCUCCCUCACACCCCGAUUACACCCCUUGCACUCCCAACAGCCAGGGCUCUCUUCUCUCGCGCGCUCCUCCUCAUCGCGCCACCGGGGGAGGCCCUUGAUUUCAUUCUCUUCAUGCCGCCUGCUGCUGUCGUGCUCGAGAUACAACCCUCCUCCCAUCCCUCCUCCUCCCACCGCGCUCUCUCUCACUCCCUCUCCCUCCGCCACCACACUCUCUUCUGCAAGUAUCGAAACCUUCCCGGGCAGCCCGAAAAACUCCUCUGCAACCGCCUCGCGCUGACGCUCCUCGUGCAGCUUCUCUCAACCGAAGUUUUCUUCAGCCCGGCGCUGCCCGGAGGCAGCCGGGCAGAACGGGCAGCCCUGCGAACAAAUUCCAUCCCAGGAUCCCUCAUCCACGGGCAGCAACAGGUGAAAAUCUUCAAACACUGGGCAGCCUGCAUCGGCAACAAGGGCAAGUGGGUCCGAAACCCUAAACCCCGCACUCUCCCUUGGGAUUACCGCGGGGUGAGCAACAUGUGCGACAGAAGAUACCUCGAAUCACACCCUGCCGGCAUGGCAUAUGCAAAGUAUGCAGAUGCUUAUGCCAUGAGCCCAGGGGCGACUGAGGAGGGGUGGACGGUGCGGGAGGGGGUGAAGUACGAGUGGGUGGUUGGGCCCUCCACAUGCCCUGCACCUCAAAUACCCGAGGAGAUCAAAGCCUUUGAACGAUCGGCCAAGGCACGACUCGAGGAGAUUCAGCUGGAGAAGGGUGGAAUGGCGGAAGCAAGAAGAGCAGCAGAGGCAGCGGCAGCAGCGGCGGCGGUGGCUCUUUCGAACCCGUUUCUGCCGUUCAACGCGUCAGUGUUCUGCGAGCGGGUGGGGCGAGGGCGGCGUAUUCUUGUAGUGGGGGACUCGAAGCAGUAUCAGAUGGUAGAGUCGUUUUUGAACUUGAUGGCGUGGGAUAGGAAGAAGCCGGCAUGGGAGAUGGUGGGGUUGGAGGAUCAUCCAAAGCGGUGUGUGGACGUGCUGGGAGGGGACCCUGAGAAGAUGGCCCAUGAAUUCUGCCAGUGGUACACCUUCAACUCCUCAGCCUGCCCGGGCCUCAGAAUUGAUUACCUUCGCAACGACCACAUCUCCAUCUUUGAUUCUAGAGGACCCAAUUUCGACCGCAUGCCGUGGGCUCAACCGGGGGUUGCCGAUAUCCCCUCUGCAGACGUCAUCGUUUUAAAUAGAGGCCAGCACUGGACCCCCACGCCGCUCUUCGUCUCGGGUGUGCAAAAUGCGCUGCGCUUCGUGAGGUAUUAUUUCCCGGGUAAACUUAUUAUUUACCGGAACACCCCCCCGGGGCACAACAACUGCGAAAAUUUCGACCGCCCGUUGGAGAAGCGGCAGCCGACGGAGAGCCUGCCGUAUUACUGGAGGGAUUUACCCGAGCAAAAUCGGCUGGCUAAAGAAUUGGUGGAGCAGGUCGGAGGGGUGUAUCUGGAUGUGGAGGAGAUGUUGGCUUUAAGGGCAGAUGGGCAUCAUGGCUCGGCAGCCCGGCAGCAGUUCGCCUCGGUACCGGACCUGGAGGCAGCUAUGUACACCGAAGCUGCGAACUGGCCCUGCGUGCGGCUGCUGUCGACUGAAGGGCCUAUUGGGUGUGGAAACCCUGGCAGGGAGAUUGUGUCAGCCCCAAUUCAGGCCAUCUCUUUGCCCUCCCAGCUCUCUCUGCUCAAAUCGCCUCGAGCCCUCCUCGUCUCGCCAGCAGUGCUUCACCCCGUGCUCUCACUGAUAUCCAAGGAUCCAAUCAUUGCCAGCCACGUGGCAGGGAUCAUGGUAGAGUCUGCUAACCAAUCAUCUGUCCCUGCGCUCUCCCCCGCCUCUCCUUUUCCCCAGUCAGCCUUCGCCACCUACCCCAACACCUCCUACCCCUGGAACCCCCUCGGUUCCUCCCUCGACCGCUUGCCGUUCUCCCUCCCGAUCUCCCUGCUCUCGGAUCAAGCUACAGCGGAUGUACGCCUUAAAGCAGAAGCCAACAGUCGACGGGACUUCCGCUACCCACUAUACAUGGCAGAAUUCGAUGCUAUCAUGACUACCACACGAAUAGGAGCAACCACAUCCCAAGCCUGUCUCAACAAUCUUUCCUGCCUCCCCCUUGGCGGUUACAGUGUGAUGGCAUCUCUACCUCCCAUAAACGUCGCAAGCAAGGAACCUUCCAAGAAGCCGCUGGUGAUCGCCAUGGCUCAGAUGGAUGCUGCCUCGCUGUUCCGCGAUGCUGCUGUCGGAGCCGAGUCUCCCAUUUCCGGUCUCAUCUGUUUGCUAGCAGCAGCAGAUGCCAUUGCAUCUCUCCUUCGAAAACCCUCCGUCCCAGACCUUCCCAAGCAGCUUGUCUUCCUUGCUCUAAACGGCGAGCGAUGGGGCUACCUGGGAUCGCGGCGACUUCUAUUUGAGCUGGAAAAGUGGUCCAAGGGGGAGGAAGGAGUAGGGAGAGAUGUGCUGCAAGGGCUUUCUUUUGAAGACUUCACAGCGGCACAGAUGCUGGAAGUCGGUUCGGUGGGAAUGGCAGGAGCAGGAGGGAAUGGGACUCAGGAGGAUGUGACACUGUUUGUGCAUCACGAGAAGCCCAUGCCAGCAGGAGCAGCAGCCAUUGCAGAGGCGCUGAGAACAGCAGCAGCAUCCAUCCAAGGGAAUCCUCAAGAAGGAGAAACUGCAUCCGCAGCAGAAGAGGAGGGGCAGGAGAUUGCUGGUGGUGUCCGUGUGGAGGAAGCCAGUGAGGAGACACCGGGGUUCCCACCCUCGUCAUUACUCGCACUAUCUGCUGAGCAUCCAGGUAUAUCUGCUCUUCAUCUCUCCGACUUCAACCAACAAGUCUCCAACCCUUACCUCAACAGCCACCUCGACACGCUCCCCUCCGUCCACCUCCCCUCCCUCACCCUCUCCUCCACCCUCCUCGCCCGCUCCCUCCUCCUCCUCUCCGGCGCACCUCCCUCACUCGCCCUCCAAGCAUCAGUUAACACCUCCCUCAUAUCCAACCUCAUUCUCUGCCUCCUCUCCCCCUCUCCUGGCCUCCUCUGCCCUCUCGCCUCUUCCCUCCUCACUCCGCGUGACCCUGCUCCUAGUCAUUACGCUGGGGUAUUCUUAGGGGUUCCUCCAUCUGUCUCUCCCUCCUCCUCCUCCCCUCCUUCCUCCUCUUCUGCCUCCUCUCCUCCUCUGUAUACCCUUGCUGAUACCCCCCGGUUUGUGUGGAAUUUCCUGGCUAAGACAACGGCUGUGAAGCCUAGACAAGGGGAGGAGGGAGGGGAGGAAGGGGAGGAGAGAGGGAAGGAAGGGGAGGAGAGAGGGAAGGAAGGGGAGGGGAGGGAGGGAAGGGAGAUAAGGGAAGUUGCAGGAAGUGGAGGGAAGGGAGGUAAGCUGAAAGAGUGUGUGGAAAAUAAGGACUGUGCGGCAGCAGGGGAGGUGUGUGUGGGAGUGCUGGCAACAGCUAAAGGCGAAUGCCUUCUUUCUUCCACCACCUAUAUCCCAGCGUUAUCCCCUCGGCUGGUCUUCAACAGCACCCAUUGGAGCAUAGCCCCUCCGCGACCAGGCAGCCAUGGGGAUCUGGUGGACCCUGUUUGGACCGAGAGCUUUUGGCAGCACCUCAAGCUGAGGAGUUACCUGGUGGAUGAUCCAAUAUGGGAUGCUUCGAUACUGCUUGGAGGAGUGGUGUGGGUGGUGGUGCUGUGUGUGCUUGUCAACUGGGCUGAUAAAGCUGUUACGCAGACGCUCAAGCGGGUGUAG
Messenger RNA from Closterium sp. Yama58-4, 3906 nucleotides. NCBI's taxonomy places the organism in Eukaryota, Viridiplantae, Streptophyta, Zygnematophyceae, Desmidiales, Closteriaceae. The record is from the annotation of a GenBank genome assembly.